Plutella xylostella (diamondback moth) is the source of this 2510-nucleotide messenger RNA. NCBI's taxonomy places the organism in Eukaryota, Metazoa, Arthropoda, Insecta, Lepidoptera, Plutellidae. The record is from RefSeq and is a predicted model, not a curated record.
CAUGCAUAUUUUGAUGCAAUUGAUCGAUUCACACAUAAAUAAAUUCACACAACAACUUGUACCCUAUUGUUUUAAAACCCAUCUUGUUACCUCUCCAUAAACGCGCUUUUACGUCAGCCGUAAAAACCUAAAAAUUUAGGUCAACUCUUUGUACACCCCAAAACACACCACAAUAUUGGAUCCACUCUAGCCUUAUGUCCCUUUACAGUGCGGCUUUUAAUAAAAAAAAACCUCUUUUGUUCCAGAUUGCGCAUAAAAAUGACUAGAGUGGUCCCAGGCGAGGGGAGCAACGGUCCCGGACCACACGACUAGACGUGACGUCACUCGCUGAAUAAUGGAGACCGAUGUGCCAGACAUCGGCCUCGGGAUGACGGGGGACCUUGGGAACAGGUCCCUGGUCCACAAGCCCCUCGCCACAUGCUCUAACUGCAGCAUCAUGGACUCAACAACACUGCCUUUCCAUCCCGGCGAAAACGACACCUUAUUCCAAAUACAAACUGACUUUCCAAUAGACGAGUUGUGGAAUGUUUCGUUUCAUUCGAACUGCAGUUUUGAAAACGGAACGCUGUGCGCUAGUGAUGUGUUUCGUUACAACUGGUGGGCGUUGUCGUUGCUGGUGUUUCCGUUGCUGACGUUGUUCGGCAACGUGCUGGUGAUCAUGAGCGUGACUCGGGAGCGGUCACUGCAGACUGCGACCAACUACUUCAUCGUGAGUCUGGCGGUGGCAGACUUGUUGGUCGCCGUCGUCGUGAUGCCCUUCGGAGUCUACUAUCUGUUCAACGGCAUGUCGUGGGGCCUGCCCGCGCUGGUCUGCGACUGCUACAUCGCGAUGGACGUCACCUGUUCCACCUCCAGCAUCUUCAACCUCGUCGCCAUCUCCGUGGACAGAUUCAUAGCAGUGACGCAGCCAAUCAAAUACGCGAAGCACAAGAGCAAAGGGCGCGUGUGGUCCAUGAUAGUGGUGGCGUGGCUGGUCUCCGGGGCCAUCGGGUCCCCCAUCGCGCUGGGGCUCAACUACACCCCGGACAGGGUCCCGGACCAGUGCCUCUUCAACAGCCGGGACUAUGUCAUCUUCUCGUCGCUCGGCUCGUUCUAUAUUCCGUGCGUUAUCAUGUGCGCGCUUUACUUUAGGAUUUUUACGGCAAUCCGGGAGCGUGCGAAAAAGCAGCGCUCGGCCAAGAAGGCUCCAUCCUCGACUGGAUCGACGGCCUGCAGCAGCGCCGCCGUCAUCAUCGAGAACCUCCCCGAGGUGCACAGGCUCCGGCCUGCUGAGGACAAGCCCACGAAUACGGCCUCCGGGAGCAACGAGGAGGAGGAUGAUGAGAAUGACAGAACAGAGAUGGGGUGCUACGCAGAAGAGCUGGUCAACACUCGGUCGGCCCGGUUCAUGCUGGCCGCCGUCGUGGAGGAAACUGGACUCAUAAUGGCGAACCUGGCGUCGCCUAUCCCCAUGGUGGACCCGACCACCAACAACGACUCGGGCUACGCGCCGUCCAACCUCGACGGAGAGACCAAGGAGCCCUCCCCACCCCCCUCCCCGCCUCCCGGGGGAGGGGAGAAGAACGUGGGAGAUGCGGGAGAUACGGGAGAUUUGGGAGAGAGAGGGGAGGAGAAGAAGAAACCGGAGCUAAAGAAGAAGCUGAGCCGCCUCGGCAGCGCGUCCCUGAUCUCCACGCCGCGCCGUCGCUUCCGCAGCGCAGCCUCCGCCGCGCGGUUCACCAUCUUCCGCGCGCGCCCCGCCCGCCUGCGCGCCAAGAGCUUCGCCAAGAAGGAGAAGAAGGCCACGCAGACGCUGGCCAUUGUGUUAGGAGUCUUCCUCUUCUGCUGGGCCCCCUUCUUCUCGUGCAACGUGCUGGACGCGGUGUGCGGCAAGUUCGGGCUGCCGUACUCGCCGGGCGUGACCGUGUUCAUCCUCACCACGUGGCUCGGCUACAUCAACUCUUUCCUCAACCCCGUCAUCUACACCAUCUUCAACCCGGAAUUCCGGAAGGCGUUCAGGAAGAUACUGAAGUGUAGUACCUAGCCCGAGUAUUAUGUUGUGUAUGAUUAAGGUGGGAGAAAAAGAGGGAUAUGACAAAGGAGAAAAAAAAGAUAGAAUAAAAGUAGGAAAGAAAGAAAGAACGAUAAAGAUGGAAAGAAGGAAUAAAGAAGAACAAAGAUAGAGAGGUGGAAGGAAAGAAGGAAGAACCAAGAAACAGAAUGAAGGAAAAAGAAUGAUUUGAUAAACUGGCUAGAUCAAUACAGACAUGAUUAAGGGAGGAACGUGACUGAAUAAGUUGCGAAUGGUAUUUGUAUUGUUGAGGUUUAAUAGCAAAAAAACAGUAUUUUUAAAGCUGGUCGUAGGCUUGAUGAUAAUUAUUGCAGCAUCCUGUAAUUACACACAAUUAGUAAGAAAAAUAAUGUGCUUAGUCGAUUGUGAAAUUAGAUUUCAUAUGUGGUAGUGUGAGGUGAUCUUGUAAGGGGUAGUUUUUAAAAUAAUUAUUACUUUAAGAUUAGACUGUGAUCGCAUU